Exaiptasia diaphana is the source of this 1207-nucleotide messenger RNA. Its product is annotated as small RNA 2'-O-methyltransferase. Lineage: Eukaryota; Metazoa; Cnidaria; Anthozoa; Actiniaria; Aiptasiidae. Gene Ontology annotation, molecular function: O-methyltransferase activity; RNA methyltransferase activity. Gene Ontology annotation, cellular component: cytoplasm; nucleus. The transcript has 6 exons. The coding region runs from base 45 to 1043 and encodes 332 amino acids. Gene Ontology annotation, biological process: siRNA processing; RNA methylation; piRNA processing. The record is from RefSeq and is a predicted model, not a curated record.
AAGAAAACAUGGCGGCCUUCUACAUGUAACUGAAGUGAAGCGAAAUGAGUGAAGAAGAAGAAUCCAGUGAUGUUCAAGAGGCUCACAGUCAACAGAAAAACACAGAGGAGGAAGCAGAGUCAAGUAUAUCGUUCAACCCCCCGGUCUACCGACAAAGGUAUCAGGUUGUUAGUGAAAUGGUCAAGAAAUACGAGGCAAAGAAGGUUUUAGAUUUUGGCUGUGCUGAAGCAAAACUAUUGAGAGCUCUAAUCAGGAAUGAUACUAUUAAAAUGGAAUGCCUUGUUGGGGUCGACAUUGAUGGAGARCUAUUAAAAGAAAAUGCUAGGAUGAUAGAUCCAUUGCUGUGUGAUUGGCUGAAUAUUAGGGAAACGCCAUUUACUGUCAGUAUGUUUCAGGGAUCAAUCUCUGAAGCAGAUGACAGAUUUUGCGACUUUGAUCUGAUAUCAUGCGUAGAAAUCAUUGAACACCUUAUACCAGAACAUUUAGAAAAGAUGCCUGCAGUAGUCUUUGGUCAGUUGUCACCCAAUGUUGUCAUAGUUACCACUCCUAAUGCUGAUUUCAAUGUUCUGUUUCCAAAUUUGGAAGGAUUCCGUCAUUGGGAUCAUAAAUUUGAAUGGACAAGACAAGAAUUUGAAGAAUGGUCGUCAUGUCAAGCAUCGAAGUAUGGUUACAAAGUAACAUUCCAAGGCAUUGGCGAAGGGCCAGAAGGAACAGACCAUCUUGGUUGUUGUUCUCAAAUGGCCCUGUUUGAAAAGAAAGUAUUAUGUCAAGUUAAAGAAAAGCAGUCAUUUGGGCAACCUUAUCAACUGAUCAAACAAGUGGAAUACCCUCACCGAAAAAGUACCAUUAGUCAGAAACAAAAGAUUAUAUAUGAAGUAGAGAGGCUUCUUUGGUUUCUUUCACAGCCAAAUUCAUACGAGGAGGAAGAGAUAAUUGAAGAUAGUUCUGAUGAUGAAAACAGGACAAAAUCAUAUGAUCUGACACAGUUAUUUGACAUGGGGAGAUUAAAGGAACUUUGUGGGACAAUAGAAAAUCUCAGGUAGAAUUUGUUGCUUAAAACAUACUUGCUGGCGUGUAGAUAAUCCAUCACAAUUGGCUUUUACCUAAACGAGAAGGAGCCUGGGUACUAGUUAUCUAAAUUAACCUAAUUGAAAAAAUGUUCGAAAAUUACAAGGAAAUGUAUGGUUUGGAUGGACAGUGUCCAUUC